CAAGGAUUUGCUGGAAAAGACUGCUCCUUACGAGUGUUUGGCAUAGCCACAGAGCGAAAGAGAAAGAAAACUAAGGAUAACUUGAAGAAGCCGUCAGUUCCUCUACUAACUGCCUGUUCCGAAUUGAAUUGUGGAAACGGAGUUUGUAGAGUGCAAAAUAAUCGUCCUAGUUGCCGCUGUCCGGAAGGAUUUGUGGCACAGGACUGCUCUCUUGGUUCUCAUGUUCUAUCAAUGACAAAGGGUUUCCUGACUUUAACACCAACGGAUCAACUGCGAACAGAAUUGGCGCUAAACUAUUCUCCGCUGAUUAGUAACGAGUUUUGCAACGGUAGCCAAUCAAUAUCAAUCGAUUUCCGUACGAUGAACUCUAAUGGAGUCAUUGUUGCACUCUCCUAUGAAGCUGAAUUUGCUGUAAUUGAACUGCAUUCAUCCGUUGUUCGUUACCGCGUGUUCGAUAGCUAUCGCACUCCCAUUGAGAUCACGCUCGAUAGCCAAACAGUGGACGAUGGCAACUGGCACCAAGUCGCACUUGAGCUCAGCGAAGAUCGCAAAACGGUAAAUAAACAGUGA
Strongylus vulgaris is the source of this 570-nucleotide messenger RNA. NCBI's taxonomy places the organism in Eukaryota, Metazoa, Nematoda, Chromadorea, Rhabditida, Strongylidae. The record is from the annotation of a GenBank genome assembly.